UGUGCGAGUGUUGAGCGAGCGAGCGAGCGCGCACGAACUGCUACAAAAGAAGCGCGAGAGGAGUUUGCGGGCUGAACUCCGAGGCAGUGCCAGCUGCUGUCGGACGGCGAUCCCUCUUGCUUGCUUUUCCUCCUCCUGCGGUCUCUCUCCGCGCUGCUCGGGUGGGCUGUCGCGGUGGAAACAACCGGUGCCUGGCACGUCUUUCCCCCGAAGGAGCCGCCUGCUCGAGGACCCCCUCCCCCGCGCUUCCCUCUCGUUGGGACUCGCGCUGUGCUGCGCUGCCUCCUCCCCUUUCCUCGCAGGUUAAAGGACAGCGAGUCUUUUGUCAUUCCCUACAUUGGGAGAUGGAAGUUCAGGUCUAAAGCAAUGUGGAAUGCUCCAGUUUGCCUACUUCUGCCAUAAUCGAUACCCCCACUAUCCAUCCAACCUCAGACUUGUUCCAUUGUGAUGGCAGCAGGUUGCAUGCCUUGGACUUGAUGCUUGAUUUGCAUGACUCCUAACAAUCAGGUGCUGGAUUUGCCAGUGAGCAAACAUGGCCCACUCAGUGAAUAUUAAUGGCAGUUUUACAGAAAACGAAGAAAAUAAUGUAAAUGGGGAUGAUGAGAAAAUUCAGAAAGAUCCCUAUUUUGUGGAAACACCUUAUGGUUACCAGCUUGAUUUGGACUUUCUCAAGUAUGUGGAAGAUAUACAGAAGGGAAAUACUAUUAAAAAAUUGAACAUUCAGAAAAAGCGGAAAGUGGCCCCACCUUUUGCUACUAUUAAAAUCACUUCCAAUCAGUACAGUGAAUGGACAUCAAAUGAAUCUCUUUCUUCAUCCAACAGUGAUGAAACCAAACAUUCAUCUCUGCUUUUUACAGCUCAAAACCAAUUAGCAGGGGCAACUUCUGCAAGGCCAUCCUUGGCAUUUGAAGCUUCUCCAAGCUUCCUUACUAUCCCUGAAAGCAAACCAUUACUUCCUCCUUCACCACAGCUGCCUAGACACAACCUUCGAGUUACAAAAACUCUCAUGGAAACACGUAGGAGAUUGGAGCAGGAAAAAAUUGCAAUGCAGCCCAUCCAUGGAGAAACUCGGAGGCCUAGGCUUUCCAGUUUUGGAGCCAUGGGCUCAACUGGCUCACUUCCUUCUUUUGUAGGAUCCAGUAGCCAGAAUCAGAUGUGCCAGCAAUUUCAGAAUGGGUAUCAAGGCAAUGGAGACUGUAAUCUUUACCUAGCAUCCUCUUUGGGCAGUUCUAUUCGGCAUAGCCCCUUGAGUUCAGGAAUAUCAACACCUGUGACCAACGUGAGCCCAGUGCACCUGCAACACAUCAGGGAACAAAUGGCUAUUGCCCUCAAACAUCUCAAGGAGCUGGAAGAGCAAGUCAAAACCAUUCCCGUGCUCCAGGUUAAGAUUUCAGUACUGCAGGAAGAGAAAAGACAGAUGAUGGCAAAGCUCAAAAGCCAAAGAAUGGUCAAUCAGAAUGACACAGGCACUUUUAGAAAGAGAUCUUACAGUGCAGGAAAUGCAGAGCAGUGGAAGCAUCUCUCGUCAGUCAGAGGAGGUGGGGAGCUUUACAUAGACUGUGAAGAAGAUACGGGGAGUGUGGGGCAUAGCUCAGAGCAGGUAGAAGAGUUCCGGCAGUUGACUGCUGAAGUGCAAGCAUUGGAGAAGAAAAUCCAGGACAGCAGUUAUGAUAUUCCUUCUAAUGUGCGAGGAAAUCAAGCAAGUGUAGCAAAAGAGAAUAGGUCAGUCGCUGUAGGUGCAGAGGAAAGUAUGAAUGAUAUUGUGGUAUAUAACAGAGCUUUGAGGGUGUGCAGGGAUAUAGCAGUAGGAACAGAUCUGAAGACUAAAGAUUUUAUUGCUGGGGUGACAGAAGAGAUGCUUGGUCUGUCUACUGAGGCUGAGAGAGAGAUAGAACUUCAGCAUCAGACUAUUGAAUCCCUUAAAGAGAAAAUCUACCGGCUGGAGGUUCAGUUGAGGGAAGCCACUUAUGACAGGGAGAUGAUCAAAUUAAAGCAUGAGCUUCAGGCAGCUGGGUCUAGGAAAAAAUCAGACAAGGCAUUAAUGGCACAGCCCCUUGUCUUCAGCAAAGCAGUAGACACAAUAAUACAAACAAGAGACCAAAUGGUGGGAAACCACGUGGAUAUUGUUGAUUCAUGUGUAGGGAACAGUCACCAGAUGAGUAGCAUUGGUGUAUUGUGUAGGCCUAUGUUACAGAGUUCAGCUGUGGGGCCAGAUGUUCCUAUGAAUUGGUGGAUUGUGAAAGAGAGGAAUGAAAUGUGUGGUCGUUGUACUGGGAGUUACACUGAGACCCACAACAAAUGUGUGGGCACAGAAAUUAGCUUCUGUGAAACUGGGGUAAAUACAGAAGAAUUGAUAGACAGCCUAAGCCUGCAUAAGACAGAACUACAAAUCAAGGAAGUGUGGUCAAGCGGGUGUGGAGACUCUUUGGAUCUGACAUUCUGUCCAACUAAAGAGACCAUAUCUUGUAGCACGAACACAGAGACUGCUUGCAAGGCCAAUUCUGGAGUCAUGGCAGUGCCUUGUACAAUUAACCAGGAAACCAAUACAGUAUUGGAAAAGGCUGAUGCAUUCAUCAACACAGAAAUGACUACUUUGACAGAUUCCAGCACCAAUACUUUCUUGAGCACUUAUGAUAAGCAGACAAACACUGUGAUUGUGGAGUUGAAGACUGUGGCUGUUGGAGAUGGUAGGGUCAAGGAUGUAAAUACUGCUGCUAAAACUCGUUCCAUUGGUAUAGGAACUCUGCUUUCCACCACUACUAGCUUUGAUAAAUCUUCUUUAACAAAGACCAAAGACUGUGGAGUAGGGCACAUCAGUAUUCAUGAGAACUAUCUAGUUGGAUUAAAAAUGAGAAACAUUGCUUGUGGUCCACCACCAGUUUCUAUAGCACCACCCAGCACAAGAAGCAUUGGUGUUGGGGAUGAUUCUGUGGAUGGUUCAGGAAAUGCUGACAUUGAUAGUCCAUUUCCUCUGCCUGAAAUAAGAACUGGCCUGGAUCAUUACAUUGAACGGGUUCAGAAGCUUGUUCAAGAACAGCAGAUGCUCCUUGCUGAAAAUUAUGCUGAACUAGCAGAUGCUUUUGGAGAGCCUCACUCACAAAUAGGGUCUCUCAAUUCUCAACUUAUUAGCACUCUAUCAUCUAUCAACAGUGUCAUGAAAUAUGCAAGCACAGAGGAACUGCGCAGUUUAGAUGUACCGAAACAAUGCAUGGACAAACCUACUACUACAGGCUCUUUAAAGUUGAAGCUGGGACAGGAGAUUGGGACCAUAAAUGAGGAGAAAACUGCAAUAGUCGGAAUGAGACAGGACCAAAAAGUUUUGGCUUCCCAGGAUAGCACAAUAUCUUCAAUUAAUCUUACAGAUGAUCAGCUUGCCUCUGGGCUUUAUGUAUGUGCAAAUGAUGGCAUGUUGAAGUCUAUCAUGAAGAAAAAAGAUGGGAAAAAAGAUGAGAAUACAAAGAAGAAUUUGCAGUUUGUUGGUAUAAAUGGAGGAUAUGAAACUACAUCAAGUGAUGACUCUAGUUCAGAAGAGAGUUCCUCAUCAGAGUCUGAUGAUGAGUGUGUUGGUGUUACAGGCGCUCCCAGAUAUGAACUGAGUGAAAAGGUGCUGUCAGCGUGUCAUCUUCUGAAAAACAGCAUUGAUGAUCCUAAGGCCAUGAGCAGCAAAGACAUACGAUUUUGUUUAAACACCAUCCAACAUGAGUGGUUUCGUAUAUCAAGUCAAAAAUCAGCUAUUGCUGCCAUGGUUGGGGACUACAUAGCUACUUUUGAAGAGGUUUCUCCUGCAGUCCUUAGACAAGUCAUCAACAUGGCAGAUGGAAAUGGCAACACAGCUCUUCAUUACAGUGUCUCCCACUCUAACUUUGAAAUUGUGAAACUGCUUUUAGAUGCAAAUGUCUGUAAUGUAAAUCACCAAAACAAGGCUGGUUAUACCCCUAUUAUGCUGGCUGCUCUUGCAGCUGUAGAGGCAGAAAAAGACAUGAAAAUAGUGGAAGAACUCUUUGCCUGUGGAGACGUGAAUGCAAAAGCUAGCCAGGCUGGUCAGACUGCUCUGAUGCUUGCUGUGAGCCAUGGGCGAAUAGAUAUGGUGAAAGCUCUGUUGGCUUGUGGUGCAGAUGUCAACAUUCAAGAUGAUGAGGGUUCCACUGCUUUGAUGUGUGCAAGCGAACAUGGGCAUGUUGAGAUAGUCAAGCUUUUGCUAGCUCAACCUGGAUGUAACGGCACCCUGGAAGACAAUGAUGGCAGUACAGCCCUUUCAAUAGCCCUUGAUGCGGGGCACAAGGAUAUUGCUGUUCUCCUCUACGCUCACGUAAACUUUUCAAAAACUCAGUCCCCGGGAACUCCAAGGCUUGGAAGAAAGCCUUCCCCAGGUCCUACUCACAGAAGCCCAUUUGAUUGCUAAUGCACUUUUGUGUAAAACUCUGUCACAUCUUCUAAGCUGCUAGUGAUUACUGUUUUACAGUGACAGAUAUUGAAUGUAAUUGUCAUGUGCCUGAACUCACCAGCAAAUUGAAAGCCAAUAUUUAGAGCUAGAAUAGCAUCUACAAGAAAGAGGUUAAGAAGCACUCUUGCUAACAAGAGACAAUUUACACAUGGUGUGGUGGUCAGUUGGUACUUCAGAUGAAUCCUCACUAUUCUGAUUGGUCAAACUCCUCCAUGCUGCAGAAACAUUUAGGUUUCCAAUAAAGUGAAAGAAACUGAUGUUAUCACAGUUUGCUGGAUGGAAGACUUGCUGUAUGGGAACAGCUGUCAUAAAGGAAUGAUUCUAUGCAGUUCUGUAGGUAAUAUGAAACCUUAAAGUCCCCUUUUGCUCAUCUUUUCAGCCUCCAGAAAAUAGCAUAAUAUCUUUGCUGCCGAAUAUAUCUUGCUGUUACCCUCAAUACAGUUAUUUAAGCUAGCUGUUUGGUUAUGACUCUAUUACUUUGUAAAUGUAUGUUCUCUACAAAUAUUUAUAUUUGCUACUGUUGGGAUUGUCAGCAAGAACCUUUUCAUUAUACAUGUCAUUCCAAAAUGGUUUUGAUUGUUGUUUGAAUGCUUUUUUUUUUUAAUUUAAAAAGGGAUACUUGUUUAUGUUUGCCCUUUAGAAUGUCAGCUGGUGGCUUCAUGGCUUAACAGUGGAAGAUAGGCCACUAUGGCCUGAACUAGCUAAAUAAAUUGUUGCUGCCGAUUUGUAUAGCUUUGCUAUAACAGUCAGUAUUUUUGACACUUUGAAUCCAACAUAACUACAGUAAUACUUUACACAUAACUGUUGUUACAUUUUUAUUAACUACAUGAUUCCUAAAAUGUUGGAAUAUGCUAUUCUCUAGUGAAAUCAAAUGUAGUUCUGGGCACCUAUAGCUAGAAUGCUUAUCUUCUUGCCUUGUUCUCUUCAUUAUAUGCAUUUUAAUGUUUGAAGUGCCUUAGAUUCUUGCCAUAUUUUCAAAAUAAA
Python bivittatus (Burmese python) is the source of this 5428-nucleotide messenger RNA. RefSeq names its product KN motif and ankyrin repeat domains 1 (gene KANK1). Gene Ontology annotation, biological process: negative regulation of actin filament polymerization. Gene Ontology annotation, molecular function: protein binding. Gene Ontology annotation, cellular component: cytoplasm; cytoskeleton. The record is from RefSeq and is a predicted model, not a curated record. Lineage: Eukaryota; Metazoa; Chordata; Lepidosauria; Squamata; Pythonidae.